Porites lobata is the source of this 14087-nucleotide messenger RNA. The record is from the annotation of a GenBank genome assembly. Lineage: Eukaryota; Metazoa; Cnidaria; Anthozoa; Scleractinia; Poritidae.
CCUCAAAAUGGCGGCUUGCAAGAGCUCUCUGCUACUGGGAAUUUCUUUGUGAUUUUUCUGUUUUUAUCAUGAUCACAAUGGACGGGUACAAAGGCAGACAGAUAGCUUGUCUUUUUAUGACUUGGUUAAGUUAUGCAUCGACAUAUUUACUUCGGAAACCCCUUGGUGUGGUAAGUAUAAGAACUCUUUUGUCCGACGUGACAUGACACGCUCUGAAAUGUAUUACGUGAAUUCUCUAAAUAAUGCCGUCUUUGCAGAGAAGAAACUUAUGCUUAACCUUUUUAAUUUUUUAAGGGGUUAAAAUUGCCUUCCAAUUAAUCCUUGAUAUCUGUAUUUCAUGAUAAACUCAUGAGAAGCGGAUUUACAUCUAUUAAGAUUCCAUCUAUACGAAUCUUUAUCCUGGAUACAUCAUCGGGAGAAAUGGCUAAAUUGUUCCCAGAACAUUUACUAUCGGCCAUUGUUAUUCUAAAAUGCCAAGGAAGAGGCAAUUUCAUUGGUUACCAUGAACGCAAUGAAGCCAAGUAGGCGGGUUAAACUAACAAUAUAAAUAUAUAGCCGAAUCGCUCUUUUGUUUUUCUUUUGUUUGUAUUGUUUGUUUGGUAAAAUCACACCUGUACGCCUCUAAAUUACUCCAAGCAUAACUGUUAGAAGUACGAACAAAGAGCUACGGAGAAUCUAUAAAAUUACUGCAUGCCAAAAUCCGGGUUCAACGAACAAAAUAACUGAUUUUAUGAUGACUGAGAAAAGGUUUCUUUCAAUUCCACUCAGUACAGCUCUGAAAAGCUCGGGCUGAUUUUAAUUUUCUGCUGAGUGACAUGGCGAUAGCAAAAGUUUGGAGUAAGGCAUUUGCUUUUAAUAGACUACAUGCACGCGGAGAUAACGCAACAAUAAUAAUUAAGUAAUUGUGUUGUCUCUGUCCGGCUACCAAGAAUCCUUUAUUUCACUUUAAUUUUGACCCUCAGCGGUCUCCGGAAUAGACCCGGCGGACGCACAAUAACGUGUGAUGAAAGCCCUUUUAAGGGCUUUUAAAAAAGGAGAUGUUAAACAUGCUACGUCAUCGGGAAGUGACAUCUAUAAUCAAAAAGAGUUGUGCGCGGUCAAAAAAAGAGAAAAAAUGGCUUUGUAUUAAAUGCAAAUGGCAAACUUUCGUACAAAAUAAAAUCAGUCUGAAACUUUAUAGACCUGUAACAAAACCCUAACUGUAUCAUUAGGCAGUCACAGUUUAUUUUUUUUUCUGUCAAGUUCGCGUCCCAUCGGCCAAUUAUGAAUAUUUUGUCAAAUAAUUCAGGAUCCUUAUUGACGCUUUUCGAUCCUGUGGCAAGUCUUUGCCAUAGUAUGUGAACAUAUAAAUAUUCCUUUUCCGGUCUCAGAUGACAACAGACUUGUUACUUGUUUAUAAAAUGGAGAAACGUGAUCGCCCACCUAAAGGCUUUUACAAGAGCCUCUAAGUGCCCGUAGAUUUUCUUUUCGAUAGAAGUUGAUGUGAGAAAUAACCAUACAUUUUGGGCGUCUUUCAGGCUGCUGAAUGAUUCAUUGCCAAAAAAUCAGAAAUGGAAAGCCUAUGUUGAUGUUUCAACGGUGGGGAUACUGUGUGCGAGUCAAAACAUAUGUUUCUAAGAGCUCUGAAAAGCGCCCCUGUUUGUUUCGGCAAUUUCAGUGUUAUUAAUUCGGCAAUCUAGCUGGCAGUUCGAAUAAGUCAGAUGUCACACUGUAUUGGCUUUAAAAUUCGCGGCAAUUGUGAGAUUUUUUUUACAGUGGAGUGGUUUUCUUGAAUGGGCAUUGUCUCAGUCUUGGCAACCAUUGUUAUUCAGUUUUGAGCUUAGGACAAUAGCUCGCUUGCUCCAGACCCGCCAUUUUUGAACACAGCUCUUACCAGAAAUUUUCAAAGUGAAAUGGAUAGUGGUUCUACUCAACUGAUUUUUAAAAUUUAAACGGAUUCUGUUCGAGAAAAGGCCAAUCUUUCAUUUGCCGCACGUAGAUUUUUUAAAAGCAGUGGAAAUUUCGAGAAAAUCUCUUUCGAAAAUGGACUCCACACUAAAAAGACUUUUUUUGCUGUAAUUUCAAGUGCAAAAGGAUAAUGCUCUCUCUAGUUCAAUCUCCUUUGUUUUAGUUCAAAUUGCAAGUACACCGUUCUUCUUCACCUCUGAUGUUUGUUCUAACCGGAUGUGAUUUCUUCUAAAACGUUCCCAUGCAAAUUUUUGUGUUUGUAAAAUCUGAACUUUAUAAGAUCAAGGGUCACUUCUGUGCUAUCUUGACCAAGUAUACUACUGACUGUUGUGCAUACACUUGGGCAUCCUCCAAUAACAGCAAAAUUAUUUUGCUUACUCCUUGUUGUAGUGAAAGGGAAAUAAUGCUCACAUCCAAUUUAUGCAUUGUUAUUAAGUUUUCUCAUUCAGUUAAUGUUCAGUGGCCUGAAUUAUAGUCUUGUGGACCCACUUUUCAACAUCAGUAGACUUGUAAAGCGAAGUGGAAAAUAUGAAAUUGUUUAUUGCCAGAGACUGUCUGGCAAUUCAACACUGUAAUUUUUUAACUGUUUGUUUUGGUAGGUCAAAGCAGAUCUGGCAAAUGUGUUCCAUCUCUCAAAGACUGAGCUAGGAUUUUUAGACACUGCUCUCCUCCUUCCGUAUGCCUUUAUGCAGGUAUUUACUUUUAUUUUGUGCACAUUGCUGACCUUUCUGGUUUCUGGUUGUUGGUUUUUUUGGGGGUUUUAUUUAAAUUUCUGAAAAGCAUGUCCAUCCCUUUUCAAGUCCUUGAGAAACUCUCUAUUCCUGUCACAGAACACAAGUCAGGAAAAGAGCAUUUUGAAAUGCUUAAGGUGGCGGGGAGGGUUGGGGGGGACACCUUGGGCUCAUUGUUAUGCAUUUAAACUUGUCAUCAUGGGCAUUGGUGCCUACAAAGUUGGUGGAGUUGGGCCAUGCUCUAGUAUGAGGAGGAGGUAUCCAUGGCAACCCUGUGAGCGGCCCCCACCAGGCACCGUCACACUGAACAAUUCAGUGGAAUACUUACUGACCAAUACUUACCUGGCCCUAACCUCAAGAGGGAGGGAGGGAUGGGAAAAACAAAAGCACAAAAUAGCACACAAACAACAAGCUAUUGCAACAACACUUUGCAAAGAACUGAAGCAAGCAACCGCGUAUAUAAGUCACAAGGUGCCCCUGCUAGAGGCAUCGGGCCACCCCCAGAAUAGCUGGAAAAACUGCUGUCCCAAGAGCGACAAUUAUUUGUUUUCCUCUAACAAUAUCAAUACACAAUCAAGAGAAAAGGUUGUAAGAAUAUAUUUGAUAGAAUAAUCCCCUAAGGGUAAAUGCUUUGAACUUUUAUCAAAUUCUCUCAACCUAUUCUUUAUGGAAAUGCACUGAGACCAGUUUGGAGAAAUUGUAUGUGGAUAUUGGGGCUAAUUAAAGGGUUAAAACUUGACACCUGCUUGUUUUGCAGAUCAUGUUAUCAUCACUUGGUGACAAAUAUGGACCUCGAGUAGCACUUGCUGGCUGCCUUUUAGGGUCUGCUUUAUCUAUGGUAAGCAUUGAUCAUUUUUUAUUAUUUUUUUUAUUAUUUGUUACUAGCUUAGUUCAGCCAAAAGAAAUUUAUAUAAAACUGCGCUUGUCAUAUAGUAAACUUCUGAUUAUAAGUGCUGAGCUCAUACAAGGGUUUUGUAGGAGGGUUUGUUAACAGGGGGCUUAUAUCAACAGACCAAAAAAGUGUUUCAAAAUAAGCUACAUAUCAGUGCUGAUCAAAAUACGUUUUGAUUUGAUUGCUUUUUUUAGCUAACCUUCAACACAUUGUAACAAGUCAAAUUCAUUUUGACACUUGUAAGCUAGAGGGGGGGGUCUCAUAACCGGAUGUAUUUUUUCGUUUACAGGCAGAUGAGCUUAUAAAUGGGGGCUAACAUGUAUGUUUUAAGAUUUGGAGACCGCUUUGAUUAUCCUUUCAUCAAAAAUCUGUGCAAUAUCGUGGGUAUCAUGGUUCAGUGAUUCUUUUGUUAGAGAGACUCUUGAUAAACAAUUUGCUGCAAGUGAGCUUUGUUAUGUUGCCUAGCACAUGACCAUAAUUAUGGUCUGCCCAUGACUUAAAAAAGGUCACCCCUUUGUACCACAGUAUUCCCAAGGACCACAGAAUGUCCAGGAUUUAGGAGUUUUGUUCUCUUAAGAUCAAAUGCAAUGUCCUUUUCUGGUACACAGCCCUUAAUGAAACCCUUGAAAUAAUCAAGAUAAUGGUCAUAUGAACUGGAGAAGUUUUGUUUUGUUGGUACCUAGAAAAGAUGUUUGCUUAGUUUCAACUUCACUUUCUUCCCAUCUCAUCGUAGCCCUCCUCUCCUCUGCAAAUAUGGACAUUUACAAAAUUAAUCACUGAAGAUCAGCGGGUUAAAGGAACAGUUUUUCCUUAAGUUGGUUCAAAAUUUCCAGCUUCAUGACCCCCAAAAAAUGUUGAUGGACUGAUGUAGUUACUUAAAAAGAGUAAAUUUUUUGAUUGACUGUCGUAAAUCACUGUUCUAAGGCCAUGUCUCUUCCUGGAAUUUGCCUUAACUUAGCCUUAACAAUAUUCAGCAAUAACAGUGUUAAUGUUGUACUAAUGUCAAGCCAAUAUUUUGAUGCAUGCAUGAUAUUAUUUGCCUUAGGUAUCCUUUGGAUACUGGAACAGUUUGUUGAUAUUUGCACUGCUGCUUUUCUUGAAUGGAACGGCACAGGUUAGUUUUCUUUUUACCAAAACUUAUUCUUUUCUGUUGCUUAUUAAUCCUCCAUCAUUCAUUAUUUGGCCCUUUCAGUGAGAGGACGCUUUGAACAAUAAUCUUACUCUACACAUUCUGGUCUGACGUCACAUUCACAAGAUCCUCUCUGUCAAUGUGGGAAUCCCUUAACAGCGCUGUCAAAAAGUUUUAAAGUAGACUGAUAAUGAAUAGUAGGUGCCUUUGGAACUCGCACCGGUACCAAAGGCACAAGUUUUUGAAGUCCCAGGUAUUUUCGACUGCAGAUGCCAUGUUGCUUUGUUGGAAUACAUGCAAGACUGGAAACAAUGCCGUCAAAAUGUCCCAGGCAUUCCACCACAUCACACGGUUCGAAAGUUUCACAGAUCUGAACCUGUUUAAAUAUGCGUUCAAUCUCAUUCUAAAGUGAGAAAUGGAUGCUUUACAAUUUUAUUUGAUGGAGCUUAUUUUUUGUUAGCAGUUAUGACUCUCUUAUGGUAGAAGGAGAUGAAAGUAGCCGGCUAAGGAUGGUGAACUAGCCGGCGGUUUUGGCCGGCUACUCAGGCCCUUAUUGACAGCCCUGCCUUGACAUCGUAUCUGGGAGUUUCAGGACCACUUGGUGUCCUUAGAGGUCUUAGAAAAAUUUAAUGUUUUCAGCAUGCAGCUACAAUCAAACCUCUCUUUAUGGACAGAUACCUCUUUAUUUCUUCAUUUCUAUGGUACACACUCAAUGUGUCUAACUUCAAAAUUUUUAAUUAUUACAUUUUGAUAUCUUGACAGUCAACAGCGUGGCCAAACUGUGUCAAGACUCUAACCAACUGGUUCUCUGACCAACAAAGGAUGACUGUGUUUGGUUUGUUUGGAACAAGCAGCUUUGCUGGUGGAAUCCUAGGGACGGCAAUGGCUGUGAGUAAAAUAUGAUUUUUUUUAAAAUUAACGUGUGAAGCUCGUUUUUUUUUAGUAUAAGGGUUCUCCAAAAAUUUUAAAGUAGCAGGAGGUUAAAAGAAGGCAACCACGGUCUCAACAGCAUUCGAAGUAGGCGACUGCCCAACUCUAAGUAGGCAGCAGUGACAAAUGGAGGAGCUGUAAACUAGGGAGGGAAAAGCAGCAAAUAGAGUGCAAAGUAAUUAAGUGGUUACGAAUUCCAAAGUAGAUGGCAAUCUACCCAGCGUAGCCGGCGUUAACCCCUCUCCCUUUUUUCUCCCUUCUUGCCCUCCCCCUACCCCCCUCCCCUCGGCCCCCCUCUUUAACGCCUGUUACGCAGGCUAGCAGCAAUCACUUACCAGAUGCCGGCUUCUAUUGACAAACCUAGGCAGCCAUGAAGUAGAUUGAAAAGAGUGCCUUUCAAUUUCUUGCGGCUUCGCCACUUGUGCCAGUUCGGCCUUUGGCUGAACACGUGUCGGCCCGUGGCCGACAAAACGAAGCUCCCCGUCGCAUGCGAGAAAAAACCUCUGUUACCCAGGGUAAGCUUGGGAAGGUAUGGAAUGGGAACUAACCCCUCCUACUCGGGGAUUCCUCGGGAAAGUUUUUAUUUCAAGGGCCCUGAAGAAUUUUAACCAUGAUAUCAGCACCUUUCUUUACUCACAUAUGCUUUAUUAAAAAAUAUAUUUUAUAUGUUUAUGUUUUUCAAACAAACGUGUUGAGAAACAAAUAUGACAUAAUCAUUAUCCUACCUAAAAAAUUAUUUACUUUGAGUAGCAGACACUUGAACCUUGAUGGGUAGUUGGUGAUUUUUACCAGUGUUGAGCAUUCAAAGUACCCUGUUUAGGGAAAUCAGUACUUAUUGAUUGUGCUUGAUGGCUCAUGGCAAAAUAAUUAUUAUUUAUGUGGAGUCUCUUCAACUAGAAGGGUGCUUAGCAAUCUCAAUCCAAACCAUUUCUCAAAAAAGACUUCAGGCUCCCUAACCUUUUUUAAAAUGAUGAUAGACAACCAUUCACUGUAAUGAUAGACAAGUUAAAAGAUUUGUAAUCUCAUUUGCCCAGGUUCAGUUGCAGUCUCACUUUAUGCAAGACAUGAGGUUUAUAUUUUUGAUCCCCUCUGUAAUAGUGGUAAGUUUAAUUUUCCAAAGUGUAUGGUGCAUGUAUCUGCUUUUAUCACAGUUAAUUAACAAUUAUUCCUCUCGCCCUCAUGGCCUCUGAGUCAAUAACCCAUUUGACCUUUGGCCUCAUGGGCUAUUGACUCAGAGGCCAUGAGGGCGAGAGGAAUAAUUUAUUGUUUUAGUAAGAUCCCACUAGUUGGUCGAAAAUAUUGAGAAUAAAAAAAAUUUAGCUAGGUAAAGCUGAACUUUAAUCCUUUUUUGCCGCCAAAAAGCCCGCGCUUUUCGCUACUAGUGGGCUAUAACAUAUAGCCUAGUAGUAGCUCAACCAAUCAGGAUGCAGCAUUGAUAAUAGACCACUAGUUGGAUUUUACUAAUGACAAAUUAUAUUUUGGCAAACAUUUUAUUGUGAAGUCAAGAAGAGUAUUAAACAAUAUCAAUCAAGCUUUUUCAAAUUAUUAGUUGUGUAAGAAGUGUUUGACACUGUGAUAAAGAAUAUAAAGUGAAUUUCUUCCUAGCAUCUCAAACUAGUCAUAAACAAGUCUCAUUAUCAAUUUGUUAGUUAAAAAACUACUCAAUGUUCAGUUGUGGCUCUGAUCGUAUGUAAGUAACUUGCCUUUCAUGAGAUGAGAAUCGCAUUGUGUACUACACAAUUCCUGAAGUCCAAAAACUCUAUAGAUUCUACAUGACAGAGGGAUUAAUUUGCAGGUGUGACUGCAUGUGAAUUCUAAUUCACAUGCAUUCACCUUAAAAGGUCCUUUGACAUGAACCCUGAUCCCAAUCCUACCAUCUUCAGCCACACCCACUUCUGCACCAUCAAAUUACCUAGCAUUAGGUUACAAUGAAUGUAAAUGAUUCUUUUAUUGUGCAAAGCACCCAGAACUGUAUCAUAUAUGGUUUAAAAAGAAUCUGCCCUAAUUUUAAAGUAAGUUACGAAAAGUAAUUUAUACUAAACAAAGAGUAAAAACAAACUUGUGGUAGCUGGUGAUGCUGCCUAACACAAAAUCUGCGUAGCGUGCAAUAUGAUUCUUAAUUAUAAAUGAGCCGUACUUUAGAUUAGAAGGAAAAGGCAAUCCCUCUUGGUAGGUGCCAGUGAUUGUAUGAAACUAGUCGUUGUUCUAGUUCUCUUUCUAAAACACCUUACAAUCACAAGGCACACUCCUCUUUAAAAUGGACUGGUACAGUUGUUCUCUAACGUGUAAUAAAACUUGAUUGUUUUGCAGGGCAGUGUUGGAAUUUUAGUAUUUCUUUUUCUUCAUUCUCCUUCAGAACUUGGCAUUUCAGAAGCUUCCAAGACAGUAGGUGAAUGACAAAAUUUAUUUUAGUCAAGUCUGGUUAACUGGUCAACUGGUUAACUCCAUAAUUCAAACUAACCCCCGGUUUUCAUUGUAGCAAGGUGGGAUUGUUAGCCCCAUGCUUAACCCCAACCUACAAUCUUGGACUGCUGUGGCCUCUCCCCUCAUCCCACCCUUGUCAAAGUUGUUUAGUCAGGAUCUGAACCAGCCACUCUUCAACAUUGUUUUUUUUGGAUCAUGAUGUUUCUUGGAAACUGCCCACCUACCCCUCCCUAACAUUUUGCCCUAAGUGAGAAGUAAGUGCUUAUGUUGGCUUAGGGUAGCACCGAGGUAGGUGGGCAGUUUCCCAUACCAGUGCUUUCAAACUCAUUGUGUGUGGUAGAAGGGAUUCAACAAGCAAACUUCCUAUAUUUGCUAUUCAUUCUUGUUGCUUAGAUGGAGGAAUGUAUGCAUAUGUGGGCCUAGCGGUUAACACCUCAAACUGUGGAUCUGGGGGUCUGGGGUUCAAGCUUCACCCGUUGCAUUGCUUCCGUAGACAAGGAACUUUACUCCAGUUUGUGUCUCUUCACCCAGGUGUAUAAAUGGGUGCUGGCGACAUACUGCUGGGGGUAACCCUGCUAUGGACCAGUAUCCCAUCCAGGGGGGAGUAGCAAUUUCCUAUGCAUGCUUCAUGCUAAGGAAACUGGGAUGAGUUUCGACCGUUUAAGCCUUUGGCUCAUGCACGCCUUUACCUUACCCUUACCUUGUUGCUUAGCCUAGCAAUGUGCAAGACAUUGAAUAAGUUUUGUUUGAUGGUUAAAAGAAAUUAAAUUGUUGCACUGCAUUAAUUUUGGUGAUAUAAUAAGGAAUAAUAUUGUGCUGUUUUUGUUGUCCUUAGAAACUAGUAAGACGUCUAGUGGAUCUACUCCUGAACAAAAUCAGUUGACUUACAGUCAACUCUGGAAAUUAAAGUAAGAUUACAUUAAUUUUAGUUUUUGUGUCAAAAUAUCUAAAAUUAGUACAGUAUGCUAAAGAGUGACUCUUGGGAGAAACCCCAUAAUAAAAUUUCAUUUUUCACCCCUUCACAUUCAAGAAAAUUUGCAGAUAGUUUUGUCAUUUCAUUCGUGGAAGUGACUUUUAAGUUGAUGGUCUGUAACUCAUGUAACACAACAUAAUACCGAGAUGCCAACCUCAGGAAAUCUAAAAUCUUGAGACACUCUCUUGUGCAUUAUCCCCGAAUAAAUUCUUACAUGAGGUACAGACCGUCACAAUUCACCUUUAUGAUUGUAAUGAUGAAAUGAUCUUUGUCAGUGAUGAAAUACAUGCAAAAAUGCCCCAGAAACCGAACUGUGAAUCACAGAAAAUUCAAAUUUUGGGAGAAAAUGGGAUAAAUUCUAAAUUAAAGCAAAGAAAAGCUCAUAACUUGAUUUUAUCUGGGAGAUUUGGUGACCAGUACAGGAGACAAGGAGUUGGUGUCAUAUCCAUGAGACUCCUGGAUAAUCCAGGAGAGUUGGCAUGUAUCACAGGAAAAAAUAACGGAUUCCCAUUUUUGGAUAUUUUAGGGUAUUUAAAGAAUACCCAUAAAAAUCCCAAAUUUGGCAAAGUGAGACAAGUCCCAACCACGGAAUUUCCAACCAAGUUCCCUGAUUGGGACUUGUCUCACUCUUACAAAUUUGGGAUUUUUGUGGGUGUUCUUUAAAAUUUAAUACCCUAAAAUAUCCAAAAAUGGGAAUCUGUUAUUUUUACCUGUGAUGCAUAUAAUAUAAUGUUUUGAGGCACACCACAUUUUAAUUUGUUGAAGAGACAGUUUCCAGAUUUUAGAUAUACAGACACUGGCAUUUCUGAUGAUUUUUGGUUGUUUUUGUUUUACAAUAAGGAUGGUACCAGAGCUUUGUUGGGCCAGCUGCUGUGUAAAGCUUGUGAGGUAUUGCAUGUACAUGUGGCUUCCCAUGUAUCUUUACCAGGCAGUAAGUACUUCUGAACAGCUUUAUUAGCCAGGUGAAUAUUUUGAUAAUACAGUUGUCAGACUUGACUGAAUCCUUAGUAAGUGUCCUGAAAAUAUGGGAUGAAAAUAAAGACUAAGCAGCUUUUUUCAAUUUGUUUGUUUUCCAGCUCAAUUACUCAAAGUAUCAGGCAGGCUACUUGUCCACGGUGUUUGAAAUUGGUGGAGUACUGGGUACUGCCAUGUUAGGAUUCUUUGUAACCAGGUAUUUCUUCACUGUUUUCGCACAGUGUGUAUUGAAGGAACAUGUAACACAGGGUGCAAAGAAAGUCAGUUUUAUUUUAAGUCAGUUGUACUGCAGCUAGCAUGUACUAGCCUGAGAGUCAUUUUGACUGCCCCCCCCCCCCUCUGAGUUAAUAAAGGCUAAAAAAUCAUUGAAGGCCUUGGGAGUCUUGCUUCUAAGGUAGUUUUAAUAUUGCAUUUACCUGAAGAUUGCCUGGAUCACACAAUGUCUUGUGUGACACGAAAAUAGUGUAACGUCAUAAGAUAAGAGAGAUAAGAUCAACUUUAUUUAACCAUGCAAGGCUCCUAUAUCAACAAAAGCUGGUUUCCACACGGUACAUAUCAUGGAACUUGUUUUUGCAGAAUUCGCUUCAUCGGAUCAGCAUAAAAAGCGGCCUUGGGUCUUUCACAUACACUUUUAAAAAAAAUUUCAAGUUUACGUGAAGUAACUAUCCCUAAUGUAAUUUGAAUCCCCCAAAAAAUUUUCUUGGCUAUCAGGCAAGUUAAGAACAGAAUUCACUAGCCUGAUGGCAAAAUCCAGCCCCGGGGCUAACGGACAGAACCUUUUUUGCACGCUGGUGACAGUUCUUGCAUUACGGUACUGGUGGAAUUCUCUUGACACCAGGACUGUUAUGGCCGGAUAAUUUCUGACGUUGGUUAUUACCAUAGCCUAAGGGUCCACUUAUGGAGGUUUCCAUGAGCAGAGAUAAUUGACUGUCCUCAAAAAGGAGUAGGUUUAAAAAAAAUCCAUUUAAUUUUGUUCAUGUCUUUCAGAUUUCUUCAAGGUAGGGCCAUUUAUGGUGUAACUUUAGCACUGUUUGGUAGCACUCUAUUCCUCGCCCUGUUUCAGUUCACUGGUACUUGGGGAUUUGCCGUCAAUGCUGUAUUCAUGUUCUUAGCUGGUGCUUGUAACUGUGGGGUAGAUCCUUACUUAACUGGCUCAAUCCCUGCGGAAAUUGGUGAACGAGAGAAUGCACAGGCUGCCACAGCAGGACUUGUCAAUGGUUAGUAAGUUUUUUAAACCUUUAGUGGGUAUCAGAUGGUUGAAUUGGGAAAUUGAAUGCCCUUUUUUAUCAUGAUUUGCCCAUUGAAAUCACGAAAAUAAAACUGCACGAAACAUGCAUGACUCAACAAAAAUGCAAAAGUAAGUUAAAAUGUUCCACCCCUAGAAUAACUUAUGGCGAGAUGAUUCAACAUAAUUAUUUAAACAUCUACAUCUGAGUCUGUGGAAGAAAAUCCUUUCAAUUCAAAUGAAACACCUUUGGUAGAGGUGGUUACUAAUAGCAAAGGAUAGAAGGGAAAGCUAUUUUAUUUACUUUUAUUUUUUCUCUAAAAUCUAUUUCUAAAUGUAUGUACAUGUAUUCCAUUUCUGCAGUUUUGGAUGACUGCAUUUAUUAAGAUGAAAUCCAUCAGGAAAUUGAGUAAUUUUAAUUUUCAGAGGAGAAAAACCUUGUACCAGAAUAUUAAACAAUAGAUCACUUUCUUUUUUUAGACUUUUCAAGGGCUAUAGCUGAUGUAAUGAGUUACCUGCAAUAACACCAAAGACAAUUUCUCAAGAGAGCCCAAGAAAAUAAAUGUCAAAUUUUGUGAAAACCCAGGUAAAAUUCUCAAAAUUUCAUGUGUAAGAUGUCAUUGUGAAAUUUGACAGUUUUUUUCUCGGGCUUCCAUGACAAGUUUUCUUUGGUGCUAUUACAGAUAACUAAUUACAUCUAUAGCCCUUGAAAAAUGUAAAAAAAGAAUGCAAUAUGCUUUAAGUAAUAUUAUUCUUCGACUGGUACAAGGUUUUUGUCCACCUAAAAUUAAAAUUAUCCAAAUUCCUGAUGGAUUCCAUCUUAAUAUUUUCUCAGGUUUUGGUGGAUUAGGUCCCAUAGUGGAAGGUCCAAUUGUUGGCUGGAUUGCUGACAAGUAUGGCUGGACAGGCCCUUUCUACCUUAUGGUAGCAAUGUCUCUACUUGGUUCUGUGACAAUGCUUAAGGCAUCCAAGAUUGAUCAGUCCAUAAAGAAGGCACAGUUCAUGGGAUCACUGGGUUCAGAGGAUGCUUAAGGGGUGAAAAGUAAUGGGAUUUAUCUGUUGGUGCAUGUCAUGGAAAGCCAUGACACGUUUUCCUGAAAAUGUUUUCCUGCAGGCCGGCUCAAAAUAAUUUUUGGACAGUGGCCAGACAGGGUGACCACCCAAAGAAAUUCUUGCUAGGUCACGCUUCGUUUCUGACUGGUCAGAAUAUUGGGCAAAAAUGUUGACUAAUCCUUGUAUAACUAUCAAUAUGUAUUUUUACAAAGAGACAAAAUCUAAGGGUGCAUUCCAUUUGUCAGAACUGACUGCCCAGCAGCCCAUUCCCCUUGUAAUGAGAAUUUCACUUUUAAUCAAAACUAACCAUACAUAUCAGUCAAAUCCUAAAAAAUUAUUAGGCAUAACGGAGAUGGUUUUUCAGCAAAACCUAUUUCAUUGCUAAAAUGUCUGGUCUGGCUAUUGUCCGGCCGGCUAGUUCUGCCUUUUGGAAAGCACGCUUAGAUUUGCAGGUGAGGAUUUGGUUGUUUCUUCCAGAACAACAGUGUGCUUGACUGUUAAAUAGUUGUUGGCGUGUCAAGAUGCCAUUUUGGCUAGACAUUGUCUGUUAUUUGGAGCUGUGCCCUGGUAAUAAUUGUUAGCUUCACACUAGAAGCGAAGUUAGAUUCAAGUAAGCCCUGGAUUCAAGUGCACUUGGAAAUCUUAAGUCGCUUUGUAAAAGACAUGGCUUCACACUUGUGGACAAAGUAUAUUACUUAAAGUAAAAGCUGUCAAUCUCUCCAUUCAUUAGAAUCUUGGAACUGCUGCAUGUGCACAACGGGCACAUGGCUUCCAUUUGUUAUUGGUCAAGUGUGUUCUCAAGUGUGGUGUAGACCAUACUUCAGAGCAAACUUCGGCUUCUUUGAACUACAAACGUUACCAUGGUCACCAAGUAAAGUUAAAGUAGGUACAUUUUAUCCCUUCACACUCAAAGUAGGUUCCAAGUUCACUUUCACGACGGUCGUGAGCAAAAAUUGUACCGUUUAAAUCAGCCUUAAGACAGUCAUCUAAGAGUGCCGGCUGGUCCUAAAGGUGUCUGUCUUAGAGUUGACGGUACGAUAAAAAUUAUUUUUUGGAAAAUGUGAUGCUGAUGGUCAAGUGUUUCUUUAAAACACAUGACUUGCAUGCCCUGUUCACAUACUGGUAUAAUUUGUUUUCUGUAUUCAUUUCAAUGUGAGAAAGUUAUUUAUUAGCCCAGAACCCAGUGACAUAAAGCAACUUAGAUGAAGAGUAAAGUUUCUGCAAGAAGAUUGUCUUGCAUCUUCUCAUCAGGCAGCAAGGUGGAUUGAAGUGAGAAUAGGGAGGAACGCAGAAAGUAUCUUUCCCAUGUUUUGCAAAGAAAAUCUCUUAAGAGUUGUUUUAUGCAACCGUGCUCUGGAGUGAAAUUUUGAAGAUAUUUAAUUCGUUUCGGCAAAUAUCGUGUUAUGUAAUACAAUUAGGAUGCAUCAUUCAAUAAUAGCUACAUUUCACCUAGAGGCUCAAACUAUGUCUUAUGGCUAGUUUAAAGAAAAUGUUUACGUUUUAAUGUUUUUAUUGUUAUUCUUAAGUCACAAAUUUGUGCACGUGAGAUUGUGAAGUUGCUUCCUUUGGGAAGUUAUGAGCAGGGUUUUGUUAUUUUCAGUGGUCAAAUAUUGUUUAGAAAACAUGAUGAUAGCCUGCGAGCAAGCUCUCCAUUUGGGGGGGCAGGGGGAGGUGGGGGGGAGAAAUCAUGCUACAGCAUGCUGCUUGCUGCCAUGUUCCCCGGUGGCCUCACUUAGUUCACCAUAACUGGAGAGCUUGCUCGUAGGCUAACAUGAUUAAAUUACACAUUAUGAAUGUGGGAACUCUGG